GUUUUUCAUUGCGUCGUCAUCAGUCGUAAAACCGUCGAACUGUGUAUACCACUUAAAAUGCGCUGUACAUCGUUCUCCGUUAUUCUGUUGUGCAUUCUCAAGUGUAUUGGAUUCGUGCUUGCGAUAUGCACUAUGGGCAAGCAUGAAGGAGGGCCAGCCAAUCGUUUACAAUGCUCGAACAUCACUCUGCAAACAAUUUCCGAUCAAACGGCGAACAUAUCUGCUUUAUUGGUCUUCAACUCAAACUUGCGGUACAUCACGCAACGUGCUUUUGCCAAAUAUGCAAAACAUUUGCACUCUCUGAACAUUUACAAUUGCCACGUGCACGACAUUCAUGCGGAUGCGUUCGACGCCUUGUCUAGUUUAAAAAAGCUCAGCCUCCCCAGCAAUAACAUUACACAAGUGAAGGAAGCGUGGUUCAAGGAUCUGGUGUACUUGGAACAACUGGACCUGUCGUUCAAUCAAAUCGAGAGAAUCGAGCCGGCAGUUUUUGACAGACUACCACUGCUGAAACGAUUUGACAUCAAGGAGAAUCGCUUGACGUGUUUGGAUCCUCUAGCAUUGCCGGCCGGUAUCGAUAAACUAUAUUUCUUCGGGAACCCUCUGACUUUCAAAUGUCGAGGAAAGCUGACUCUAUGGAUGCGAGACCAUGAGGUAAGCUACAAAACCGAGCAGAACGAGAGGCAAACGUGGUUGGAUAAGCUGCUUUGGCUCUGCGCCAUCGGCGACGCGAACGUGGCCAAAUCAGAAGUCCUGAUGAAAGAAUGCGUUAUUCUAAAUUUGUUCAAUCAGCUUCGUACAGGCCUCAGUACUGCGGAAUCGUAUCCCUUGGCCGUGGACUGUGCUACUGAAAGGGAUCGUUUGACGAACUGUAUGAUCACGGAGACACAGGCAUUUCGUUCGAUCACUAAUGGAUACGUGAUCAAGAAACUACUCCUUUACAUCCGUCAGACAAAGUCCAACUUUUAAAAGUAAUUAAUCGAGUGUAAAAUGUAAAAUAAAUAGUGUAAGUUACACUAAUUAUAAUUCCUAUCGAUGAUUGAAAUAAAUUGCAAAGUCUUCGGUUAAGAGUUGAAUUACGAAAGUUGAUCCCG
Messenger RNA from Heterotrigona itama, 1094 nucleotides. Lineage: Eukaryota; Metazoa; Arthropoda; Insecta; Hymenoptera; Apidae. The record is from the annotation of a GenBank genome assembly.